Messenger RNA from Adineta steineri, 3564 nucleotides. The record is from the annotation of a GenBank genome assembly. NCBI's taxonomy places the organism in Eukaryota, Metazoa, Rotifera, Eurotatoria, Adinetida, Adinetidae.
AUGAUAUGCAAUUUAGUGAAACGUAUAUGGCAAAAAUUUCUUCAACUGAAUCUAUUCAAAAAACAUUCAAGUAACGAACAUACUCUUGAAAAAGAACUUCUUGCUACUCGUAUUUAUUUGAUUGCAUUAAUUGUAUGUUUAUCUAUUAUUACUAUUACUGUUGCACUUAUCGUUCGACCUGUUGACAAAAUUGAAUAUAAACCUUCACAUGAAAAGUUUUCACAAUUAAUUCGUAAGUAUCCAAGUACUCUUCAUUGUCCAUGUUCAAAAUCUUCAACAAACUAUUUUAAAUUCGUCACUACUAAAGUUAAUUUUCAUCAAGUUUGUUCAAUUUUUUUUUGGCAAACAAUUGCUGGUUUAUGUUUGACAAGUAACAAAAGUUGGAAUGAUGUUAUUGCAAAUUUUGAAGCUACAAGUUUUAUCACUCCUACAGCAGUUGCUGAACAAGUUAUUCGAGUUCAAGCUGAAAACACUCUUCAAAAUCAAAUAGAUCUAUCGAAAACAAUAAUAACUCGUAAUUUACUUGCUCUACAACGUAUAACACGUGGAGAUCAAAUUGUAUCAGCUUUACAAACAAAUUUCUAUUUACGUUAUCCACCAGCACAUUUAGGUCCACAGAAUUCUCUAAAAAUGACAGCUCGAACAUUUGGUAAUUGUACUUGUUCAAAUAUCGAAGGUUGUCCACGAUCUGCUACAUUUAAUGAUAGUUAUGGUCAUUUAGUUAAUGUACCAGGAAUGAUAGUAGAUUGUUUAGUUGUUGAUGGUACACUUGCCUCAACACUUGAAUGUUAUUAUAAUCAAUCAUGCAUUUCAAUUUUACAUGGACAAUUAUCGAUGAAUAUUAAACCAUUAUCAAAUACAUCGAAUAAAAAAUUUUCUAUGUAUUCAACAGUAAAAUCAAUGUUCAAUGAAUUAAUGAUAGAUGAAACAAUAACUGAAAUUCGAUUUGAUAAAUAUUUUUCAGAAUGUAAUUGUCCUUUUUGCUCAUAUUCAUAUCGAAGACGUUUUGACAUAUUUCUUGUUUUCACGGCUGUUACCGGCUCUAUUGGUAUGUUGCCAUUCAUCGUACGUUACAUUGCAUCUUUUGUUGCAACAAAAAUUUUACGUCGAAAAAAUCGAAUUUUACCAAUGGAGAAUGUGUCAACUAUAAUGCCUAUGGAACAGAAUCGAAAUCAACGUAUACAACUUCGCAUUCGACUUUUAUUCAAUAAAUUACGGCAAGCAAUAAUAUCUUUAAAUCUUUUUGAAAAACAAACACAUCGCACACCUACUAACAUUUAUCGAGAACAACUCCAAACAAGAUUUUUCAUCUUUUUCAUUGUUAUUUUAACAAUUGCUGCUGGAGUGUAUACCAUUGUUAUAGAACAAAAUCAUGUGAUAACAGUUUCACAUCCAUCUCUUGAUACUUAUGAACAAUUGUAUAAUGAUUAUCCAACCACAUUAUAUUGUCCUUGUUCAGAAAUAUCCAUUCCUAAUAAAGUUUUUCUUAAUGUAACAUUUGUAUUACAUCAAGUCUGUUCAAGUGAUCUGGUUUCAUUAGAAUGGUUACAUUAUCUAAGAUCUUUUGAUCCGACUCAUCUGUCACCUGAGAGCGACACCUCAUUUAGCCAAGAUUUCCGUAAAAUGGGUGCUUCUUAUUUUCAACUUCUAGCUGCUUUUUGUUCAUUAGCUGAAAUGAACAUUGCAGAUGCACAGCAUAUAUUUCUUAAUACUGAAUUUAUUAAUGAUCGUGUUCCGUCUUUACCACAUUUUAUUCAACAAACUAAAGCUAUGAUGACUUCAUUUAUUGAUACAACAAAAUAUGAUUUUUUACAAACAUUUAAUUGGAUGAGACUUAUUUUUCUUACUAGUUAUCUUUACAAUGGAUUGAAUACAAAUGUUGGUAUAUCUAUAAACGAGCAUAGUCAAGUGAUUACUAAUUUUCGUAAAUAUGAUAUAGUAAGCAUCAUACAAGACGGCUUUAUGAUCGCUUACCACACCUGCAAUUGUGAAACAAAUCCUGUUACCUGCUCUGCAAUCCCUUCACUCUAUAUAAAUACAUCAGAUCUUAACAAUAAUAAUGAAUAUUUAUUAUUUAAAAUAUUACAUCUUGGUUGUUCACCUUUAAGUGGGUUUCUCGAGUCAAAAACGGCAUGGUGGUACGAUAUCACAUAUAUGGAACAUAUUCAAGCAACUUAUUCGAUGGUUAUUCAUACUCAACGUUCACCAAAUAUCAAACCUCUUAAUGAAUCUAAAUCGACUCAAUUUGGUGAUACCAAUACGGAGGAUUUACUUGGAUCAUCUUCAAUUGAUGUUCGUUCAAGAAACUUUCCACGUAAUAUUUAUGAUAAAAUUAAGAAUUUUAACAUCUACGAAAUAGAAUCAACUGAUAACACUCAUAUUCGUCAACAACAAAUCUAUACAAAAGUUUAUCUAUUUCUUUACAUAGUUUUACUCAGUAUUGUACUCUUUUAUACAAUUCUGAUCGAACGUCGUAUUACUGAAACACAACAGUUACAUUCGAUUGAUGAUUAUGAACAAUUAUUAAACCUUUAUUCAGAUGAUAUCAGUUGCCCAUGCACAUAUACAUCAAUUUCUUAUGAUAAAUUUAUCACUGAAUUACAAGUCAGUUCAUUUCAUGAUGCAUGUGAUGAUAAGCGACUAUACACAAUAUUGACAAUGUAUAUGCUAGGAGGUUCAGGCGGAUUUAUGACCAUAUCUGGACACUUCACACAAUGGAUAAAUCCUUUCGUGAAAUCCUUGGAGCAACUUUGUUCUUUGGCAAAACACAAUGUUGAAAAUAGUAUUGAUGCAUUUCUUGCCUCAACUUUAUUUACCAAUCAACUAAUGUCUCGCGAUCUAUUUGACACUGAAAUGAAUGAAACACUAAGUCAAUUCGAAAAUAAAACAAAAACUGCAUUUGCGCAUAUAUUAGACCUUAUCCGUUCAACUAUCCAAGGAAAUGCUUUACUACAUAUAAAUUCACAAGCUUGGAGUUUAGUUAAAGUUAAAACAAACGAUGGAAGUGAUAUUAAUUUCCUUACUGUACCUCGUACAUUCAAUAAUACACAAGAGAAUACAAGUUGUUUAUGCAGCACUUUACAAACAUGUCGAAUGCCACGACAAGUAAAUAUAAAUUCUGAUUUGGUUACUAUUGAUGGUAUAGUCAUUGGUUGCCAUCAACUUGAAACAUUACUUCUUUCAUCUUUGACUUGCUUCUAUUAUCUGCAAUGCAUUAACAUCCUUCGAGCUCUUAGCGAAGGAGAAGCUUUAACAAAGGAACAGUUUGAUGGAUUAAAUACGUUAACAACACGAUUCUCUAUGAAUGAUACUAUAGAAAAGAUAGCAUAUGAAAUGUUUAUCGAAUCAUGGUCCACUAAUACAUCCUAUGAAACAUAUUUUAAUAGUUGCUCUCCAAGUUAUUGUAUUUAUACAUAUUAUCAAAAAUCUGAUGAAUUAGAAAUAUUAACAAUAUUUUUGAGUGCAUAUGGUAGUUUAUCAAUUGCCGUUUACUUUAUCGUACCUUAUCUUGUUAAAUUAAUUAAAAAAAUUUUAAUUUGCUUUCGAAUUACGCAACAACAAUGA